Leptinotarsa decemlineata (Colorado potato beetle) is the source of this 6183-nucleotide messenger RNA. RefSeq names its product tankyrase (gene Tnks). Gene Ontology annotation, molecular function: NAD+ poly-ADP-ribosyltransferase activity; protein binding. The record is from RefSeq and is a predicted model, not a curated record. Lineage: Eukaryota; Metazoa; Arthropoda; Insecta; Coleoptera; Chrysomelidae.
GCAUCAGUUCCAUAAUGUCUAUGUCCCAUUCCCAUUCCAUAAUCUAUUCCGACCAAUCAUAUCAAAUUAUUGUUCAACAUAAAGAAAAAAAGUGUAAUAUGACUCAAUAGAAUUAAUCGAUCAUUAAUUGCCAAACAAGAUGUGUAAACUUUCUAAUUUGCAAUACCCCUUAAUAGUCUAUUAAAUAAUAAUCAUUAUGAAUGUGUUGUAAUGUGAAACAAAAUAGGUGGAUUGUGGAAUGGCUAGUAGACGGGAUGUUUUGAAAACAUCAAUGGAUCCCUUGCCAAGUGCCAGUGACCCUCUGAGGGAUCUUUUUGAAGCCUGCAAAGUAGGGGACAUAACUAGAGUACGAAAACUGGUUACUUCAACAACUGUGAAUGCCAGAGAUACUGCUGGAAGGAAGUCUACUCCCCUUCAUUUUGCAGCUGGCUACGGCAGACGUGACGUAGUAGAGUUUCUUCUCUCGGCAGGCGCUUCCAUUCAAGCCAGAGAUGAUGGCGGCCUCCAUCCAUUACAUAAUGCGUGUUCCUUUGGACAUGCCGAUGUUGUUAGAUUAUUACUCGAGGCAGGGGCUAAUCCAAACACUAGAGAUAACUGGAACUACACCCCAUUGCACGAAGCAGCAAUCAAAGGAAAAGUGGACGUUUGUAUAGCACUGCUUCAACACGGAGCUGACGUAAACAUCCGAAACACUGAAGGCAAAACACCACUGGAAGUAGCAGACCCUAUUACUAGACCGGUACUGACUGGAGAAUAUCGUAAAGAUGAACUCCUUGAAGCUGCUCGAUCAGGAGCUGAAGACAGACUGCUUGCCCUUCUCAAUCCUCUGAAUGUCAAUUGUCAUGCGAGUGAUGGAAGAAGAUCAACUCCUUUGCAUUUGGCUGCUGGAUAUAACAGGAACCGGGUAGUGCUGUUGCUGCUUCAGCAAGGAGCUGAUGUUCAUGCCAAAGAUAAAGGAGGUUUGGUCCCACUUCAUAACGCCUGCUCCUAUGGUCACUUUGAAGUUACAGAAAUGUUAAUAAAACACGGUGCCAAUGUAAACGCCAACGACCUCUGGGCUUUCACUCCUCUACACGAAGCUGCUUCAAAAUCGAGACUUGAAGUUUGUUCUCUCUUGCUAAGCGAGGGAGCAGAUCCCCACCAGUUGAACUGCCAUUCCAAAUCUGCCAUAGACGUAGCUCCUACACGGGAACUACAAGACAGACUUUCGUAUGAAUACAAAGGUCACCUACUUCUCGAUGCGGCUCGACAGGCCGAUACAACCAAACUGAAAAAGUAUCUCACCGCGGACAUCAUCAAUUUCAAACACCCCUACUCUGGGGACACCGCCCUCCACGCUGCAAUCACAUCUCCCUACCCGAAGCGAAAACAAGUAUUAGAAACCCUCAUCCGCAAGGGGGCGCACCUCAACGAAAAGAACAAAGACUUUCUGACGCCUCUUCACGUGGCGGCGGACAAUUCUCAUUAUGAUCUCAUGGACGUGCUGCUGAGGCACGGGGCCAAGGUGAACGCACUCGACGGACUAGGCCAGACAGCACUCCACAGGUGCGCUAGGGAGGAUAAUGUGCAAGCCUGCAGGAUUCUGCUCAGCUAUAACGUGGAUGCUAGCAUACUUUCAUUGCAAGGCUAUACUGCUGCGCAAGUGGCGUCGGAAAACGUUUUGAAGAUUUUGCAAAAUCCUCCCACAGGUAGUGCAGAUGUCGAAUGUCAAAUUCUCGAAGCAGCCAAAUCGGGAGAUUUGGAACAAGUUCAAAGGUUACUCGGAUCAUUUCCUCACAUCGUCAAUUGCAGGGAUCUAGACGGAAGGCAUUCAACCCCAUUACAUUUUGCUUCGGGUUACAACAGGGUAUCUGUAGUGGAGUUUUUGCUGCAACAGGGUGCGGACGUUCACGCCAAAGAUAAAGGGGGUUUAGUUCCUCUUCACAACGCUUGUUCCUAUGGACACUAUGAAGUGACUGAAUUGCUGGUUAAACAUGGUGCAACUGUAAAUGUAGCAGACUUAUGGAAAUUUACUCCUUUACACGAAGCUGCUGCCAAGGGAAAAUAUGAAAUUGUUAAAUUGUUGCUAAAGCAUGGGGCGGAUCCGAGCAAGAAAAAUCGAGAUGGAGCCACCCCUCUAGAUCUGGUAAGGGAAGGGGAUCAAGACGUUGCAGACUUGCUGAGGGGUAAUGCCGCUCUGUUAGAUGCUGCGAAGAAAGGCAAUUUAGCGAGAGUUCAAAGACUGGUAUCUGUAGAAAAUAUCAACUGCAGGGAUGCUCAAGGUAGAAAUUCCACUCCGUUGCAUCUAGCAGCCGGGUAUAAUAACGUAGAAGUGGCCGAGUUCCUUCUGGAAAACGGAGCAGACGUAAAUGCUCAAGACAAAGGUGGAUUGAUACCGUUGCAUAAUGCUUCGAGUUAUGGUCACCUGGACAUUGCAGCACUGUUGAUAAAGUAUAAUACUGUCGUUAACGCGACUGACAAAUGGGGCUUCACGCCACUACAUGAAGCUGCACAGAAAGGACGUACCCAACUGUGUGCGCUGCUGUUGGCCCAUGGUGCCGACCCCUUCUUGAAAAAUCAAGAGGGACAGACGCCGGUCGACUUAGCGACUGCCGACGACGUCCGAUGUCUACUCCAAGAUGCCAUGGCCUCCCAGCAAGGCGUCCCAACAACUUCAGCUCCUUCAUCCCGCCCUCCAUCGAUAGCUCUCUCACACACCCCUAGUCCUCCUAUCCCGUCCACGAAUACGGAAACAGUGAUAAUGCCUUCCGGCACUUCUGUGCAACUCCUGAUUCCGAUAGGCAGCAGGAAUAGUGUCUCGAUGAGUUCAGCUGACGGUUGCUGUUCGUCUUCCGUUAAAAUGGAAGGUGGCGGAGACGGAGAGGUGGCCGCUAUUUGUUCCAUAUCGAACUUUCUGGCGAGUCUCAAUCUUGAGCACUUGCUGGAUAUUUUCGAGAGAGAGCAGAUCACCUUGGAUAUUUUGGCGGAGAUGUCUCAUGAAGAUCUCAAGCAAAUCGGUAUUUCUGCAUAUGGAUUCAGGCAUAAACUGAUCAAAGGUAUGGAACGUCUUGUGGCAAGUUGUGGUGGCCUCUGGUCCACUCCUUCAAAUCCUGGAACACUUUUGGUUGAUCUCUUGACAGACGACAAAGAAUUCAUCACUGUAGAAGAAGAAAUGCAGAACAGUAUCAGAGAACACAGGGAUAACGGUCACGCUGGUGGUAUCUUUUCUAGAUAUAACAUUGUUCGGAUUCAAAAAGUUCAGAACAGAAAACUUUGGGAGCGUUACAAUCAUCGAAGACAAGAAGUCGCUGAAGAAAACGGUCACCAGGCUUGCGAGAGAAUGCUCUUCCAUGGCUCCCCUUUUAUCAACGCUAUCGUUCAGAAGGGUUUUGAUGAGAGACACGCUUAUAUUGGUGGUAUGUUUGGAGCGGGCAUAUAUUUCGCUGAACAUUCCUCCAAAAGUAACCAGUAUGUGUAUGGGAUUGGUGGCGGUACAGGAUGUCCCACACAUAAGGAUCGGAGUUGCUACGUGUGUCACAGACACCUUUUGCUUUGUCGUGUGACCCUCGGAAAAUCCUUCCUGCAGUUUAGCGCCAUGAAGAUGGCGCAUGCACCGCCCGGUCACCAUUCCGUUGCCGGUCGGCCUUCUGCUGGUGGUCUCAACUUUCCCGAAUACGUCGUCUACAGAGGCGAACAAGCCUACCCGGAGUAUUUCAUAACUUACCAGAUCGUCAAGCCAGAGGAGUUUUCGAGCAGUACGGAUUCGGAAGUAAGGUGAUUUCCAGAGCAGUGGUUGUUGCUCCAGCCUACCAGAACUUUCAAGGAAUAUUUUUGUAACCUGAUGUGCCACGCGUUGAGGUGUCUAGCACCGGCUCGCAAGCAAUGCAGCUGUCAGGAGCAGAAGCAGUGAGUUGGAAAGGUGGAAUUUUCAAAUGGAACGGGAUUUUCUUUCAACGAUGAAAUGUCAAAGUGAUAGAGGUACUUGAAUCAAGCUUCUUGGGAAGAAAUUAAUUUUGGGACUUGGUAAUAUCACAGAUUACAAGUUUUUUCUAUCAGAUCAAAAGAAAUCAGUUAAUUAAUUGAGCAGAUGAUUGAAUUUUGGUAUAUAACAAAAACAUUUUUUAUUAGAAUCGACGAUGUUUCCCAAAAUAUAAAAGUUUUGUCUACCCAUUAGUUGACGUCUUUAGAAGUACUAAAACUGAUGAAUAUGGUAUAUAGUUUCAUUGUCUUUGAAUUAUAACACCUUGCUAACAAAGUCAUUACAAUUAUGAUAAUAGACUUCAUAAUUAUGCCAAAAAAAAUUAUUAAAUGAAAUAAAAAAUUUGAAGAAAAAUAUCAAAAGCAAAUUUACAGGGUUGAGUUGAAAAACGGCUUUAGCUGACACUCCACCGUUUUGUCAUAGGGUUCUCUUCAAUUAAUAUAAAUACAAAUAAGAUAUCCUUUAUCUCUUGUGACGAAUAAAGUCAACUACUAUCAUUACCAUUAUUAUAUUGGAUUCAAAAAAAAUAUCUCAGAAUAAAAGUGGCUUUUAACCGCCAGUAGAUCCUUAUUUAACUUUCAGAAUUCUAUUUUUGCUAGAUAUUAUUUAGUUUGGUAAACAGUUGGUGAAUGGUUGUACACGUCUUGGCUCUUAUCAUGAGAGAUGAUCAUAGUAUAGAAAGAGUAAUGUUAAAAUGAAAAUUUUGUUGACAAACGUCAUAAAUGGCAGAUUGUUUUUUCCUACUCCUGAUAUUGUCAAUUCAUCAUGACUAGUGACUUGUUUCUAUGAAGGUGCUAAAGGAUCACAGAGUAUUUUCAUUUUAUAAUGGACAAUUCAAAUUGUUGACUUGCUAAAUUGUCAAUUAUAUAAAAUCAUCAGGGAAGGAUGGAACCAAACUUUGUUAUUUCUCUAGUAGUGACUACGUGUGGCCAGCAAAACAUGUUUGCGAAAAGUUGUGAAACAAUUUCUCGAAAAAUCUGGACGAGAACCUUGAAAGCCUAUUCAAUUCAAUACUGAGUGUUAUAUUAUUUGAUUUAUACUGAUUCUAAUAUUGAAUGUUUCAUAAUGAUGUCAAGUGUAUAAAUAAUGAGUAUGUAUUUUUUUAUGUGAUAGAAAAACCAGUAUUCUCUUCUCUGAUUUAAGUCAGAAUAUAUAGUACCUGAAAUAUUGAAUAAAACCCCCCAUUUUUUAGUUCCAAAUAAAUUAUAACUGGGAAUAAAGGAGAAAGAGUGAUUUUUAAAAUUCUGUAAUUCAGAGAUGAUUUAACAGGUAAACAUGCAAUUAUUAUGAAAAUUAUAACUCAAUUAUAAUAUUUUCUGACUUUUGUUUCGAUUAUAAAUUCAUACUGUGCCAAAAAUUUUCGAAAUAAAAUGAAACUUCCAUUGAUAUGUAUUACCUAACUCCGUUGAAAAUUCAUCUUUCUAAUGAGUACUGCUAGCCUAUAAGAUUUUGCUAUUCGAGGUUUGUUCUUGAACUAAUGUGAACACCGAUCGUUACUGUAAAGUAUUAUUCAAAAUAUGAAUACACUCGGAAGGCUUGAAAUAAAACAAUUUUGUGGACUUGAUUAUUUUUUGUGAUAAAAAAUUAAACGAAGUCAAAAAGAAAUCAGUGACCAGACCAUUAUAACAAGUUACUCGUUUUCUGGAAAGUUUAUACGAAAAAUUUAAUAUUUAUCUGUGAAUAUUAUGUCAAAACUUUUUUAGAAGAGAGUCUCUCAAGAGGUUCUUGUCCGAGUCAUUUUCAAGCAUUCGAUCAGGAGAUUGACGAAAAUUUUGUAUGAUAAUGUGUUCAUUUAUGUACAUAAUUGUGUGGAUAAUUCAUACAUUGUUGUAUAAAGUAUGGUUAUUUUGUCGUUCAUAUAAUUUCUCGCGUUAUUUAUUGUCAUCGUACAAUUGAAUUUUUAUUAAGACUAAACUGAGUAUUGAAUUCAGAAAUAUUGAAAAAAAUGUGAUAUGAAUAUUUAAAAUUUUUAUAAUAGUAAAGCAGUUAUCUUAAUUUACUUGGUGUGGUUUGUUAGAAUAUACAUGAUUAAUUUUAAUUAUUGCUGAUAACUUAUUGUGAUUUAUUGUUUUUUAUAUAUAUAAAUACAUUUUUCCUGUGUGGUUUCUUCAUUGACUACAUUUUCAUUAUUCUAAUCAAAUGUAUAUUUUGUACAAUUAGUGUAACUAUCCCCAAAUAAUCUGAAAACUCUGGAUUUGAUAAAAUAAAGGUGAGUACUUUUCUCU